CCCCGGGCCCCUCCCCCCAGGACCGGCCAUGGAGGACGAGGAGCGGCUGAGGAAGCUGGAGGCGGGAAAGGCCAAGCUCGCCCAGUUUCGGCAGAGGAAGGCGCGGUCCGAUGGGCAGAAGACAAAAAAGAAGAAGCAGCAGCCGCCCCCGGGCAGCAGGUAUGAGGUGUCCUCGGCCAAAGCUGUGGUGGGCCCGGACGGGGCCCGGGACGACGAGGUGCCGGCGGACGGCCCCGGGCAGGGCCCGACGCCCCGAGCGGCUCCCGCCCGUGGCGGGGCCCGACCGGACCAGGCCUAUGCUGUCGAGCCAGAGAGUGAGAUUUCGACCACGGCUGACGGUUUCAGCUCAGAGGUGAACGGCUGCAGUUUGGGGAGGACAGAAGCACCUCCAAAUGCGAUAAGGGAGGAAGAAGGAGAGUUUGGAGUCGGAGAGGUGUUUUCCGAACGUGGAGCCCAGGACGGGCAGGCCCGCCUUGAGGCGGCGGAGACCGAGCUGGCCGGGAGGCUGCAGGAGAUCGAGGAGCUGAGCAGGGAGCUCGAGGAAGCGAGGGCAGCCUACGGCCCCGAGGGGCUGCAGCAGCUCCAGGAAUUUGAAGCAGCAAUCACGCAGAGAGAUGGCAUCAUCUCCCAGUUGACGGCUCACCUUCAGCAGGCGCGGCGGGAGAAGGACGAGAGCAUGAGGGAGUUUUUAGAGCUGACCGAGCAGAGCCAGAAACUACAGCUCCAGUUUCAACAUUUACAGGCAAGCGAGACGCUGCGAAACAGCACCCACAGUAGCACUGCCGCAGAUUUGCUGCAAGCCCGGCAGCAGGCCGCGACGCAGCAGCAGCAGCUGGAGGAGCAAGGCCGCCGGCUGGUGGAUUAUCAAAAGCAGCAGCAAGAAUUCCAGAAGGAAAUUGCGAUCUUGGAGGAGAAAAUCCAAAGUUCUCAAACGGAGCGCCAUAAAGAGGCGGAAGAGUCGAGGAGCCGAGAGCUGGAAAGAGAAGCGGCGCUAGAGGUGCUGAAAGCCAGGCUGGCAGAAGGAGAAGAAAGGCAUUCCACGGAGCUGAAGGACCACGGGCUGGCCAGGGAGAAGCAGCUGGAGGACCUGCGGGAGCAGAUGGCCCGGCGGGACCGAGAGGUCGCGAGUGCCAGGCUGGAGCUGGCACAGGCUCGCCAGAGGGAGCGGCAGAGCUCGGAAGAGGUGAGGCGGCUGAUGGGCUCCGUGGAGGAGCUGCAGAAGCGACAGCAUGCGGGUGGCUGGGCAGAGCAGGAGGCCCAGCGGAGGCUAGAGCAGCUCCGGGCGGAGCUGGAAGAGACGCACGGGCAGCAGAUCGUCCAGAUGAAGAAGGAGCUGACCCUGCAGCACCUCGCCCAGACGGAGGCCCUGCGCGCCCGGCACCAGGCCGAGCUGGAGAGAGCCGCCGCGCGGGACCCCGUGCCGCCGAUCGACGAGCUGAGGGCACGGCUGCACGAGGCCCUCGCUCAGAGAGACGGACUCUCGCGGGACCUCGUGCGAGAGCGGGAGGUGGCCUCGGCCGAGAAGAGCACCCUGGAGCGGCGGCUGGGGGAGCUGCAGGCCGAGCUGGACCUGGCCCGGGAGCGGGGCCGGCAGGCCGGCGCCGACCUGGAGCGCCGGCUGGCCGAGGCCCUGGGCGCCGCGGAGGACCUGAAGGCCCAGGCCGCGACGGCGGCGGAGGUCACCCGGGAACUGCAGGCCAAGCACGAAGCCGAGGUCACCAACUACCGGAUCAAGCUGGAGAUGCUGGAGAGGGAAAAGGACGCCGUCCUGGACCGCAUGGCGGAGGCGCAGGAGGCCGACCUGGACAGCCUGAGGACCCAGCUUCUGUUCCGCCACGAGGAGGAGCUCUCGCGGCUGAGGGAGGACCUGGAAGGGGAGCACCGGGCCAACGUGGCCCGGCUGAAGGAGAGCCUGGGCCUCCGCCACGAGCAGCAGCUGGAGGGGCUGCGGGCCGAGACGCGCCGGCAGGUGGAAGCCUUGCAGAUGGAGAAGGACGGCCUGGUCACCAGGCAGAAUCAGCUGCUCCUGGAGCUGUCCGCCCUGAGAGACGUGCAGCAGUCCCCGGGGACGUCCGAGGCGGAGGAGACGGCCCGCCGGCUCCGGGAGCUGCAGAAGGAGGUCGAGGGGCUCCGCCGGGGGGAGAACGAGAAGGGAACCCUGGAGCUGGAGGUCCAGGAGCUUCAGCUGAAGGCGGAGCUGCUGGAGAAGGAGCUGAGGGAGAAAGAAGCCCUCCUCCGAGAAGGCCUCGGCCCGCCCGGGGACGGCGACGGGCGCGAGGAGCCCCCGGGCCUGACCGAGGAGAACCGGCGCCUCACCCAGCAGUGCGCCCGACUGAAGGAGGAGGUGGACAGGCAAAGGGACACGUUCUCGUUUGCCGAGAAGAACUUUGAGGUCAACUACCAGGAGCUGCGGGAGGAAUACGCCUGCCUGCUCAAGCUGAAGGCGGAUCUGGAAGAGGGCAGGAGCCGGCAGGAGGCCGAACAUCGGGAGAAGGUCCGGGCCCUGACCCAAGAGCUCCGCCGCCUGCGAGCCUCUGGGCCGGGGGCCCCCCGGGAUGCCGGGGCCCCCGGGGCGGAGACGGCCGAGCCUGGGGAAGUGGUGGAGAAAGACACCACUGAACUGAUGGAGAAACUGGAGGUGACGCAGCGGGAGAAGCUGGAGCUGUCGGAGAGACUCUCGGCUCUCUCCGGCCAGCUGGACCAGAAGCACCGGGAAGUGGACCGGCUUCACGGGCGGGUGGACUCCCUCCAGCGGGAGAAAGAUCAGCUGCUGGCGAUGUGCCGGGAGCUGGAGGCGGUGGCUCAGCGCCAGGGGGCCGACCUCCACGGCGCGCCGGUGGCCCCGGAGCCCAGUGGGGCGGAGGCCGCCUCCCAAGAGUUUCCGCGGCCCCCCGGCCAGGGGGUCCGGGAGAGCCGAGGGUUCGGCGACGGAGCGCAGGCGGCGGAGGCGCGGCCGCCGACGCCAGAAGCCCCUCUCCCUCCCGGCCCGGGAGGCAGGGAGGGGAACCGGCAGACCCGGCUGCCGGAGAAGCGGCCACGCGGGGGCCACUCGGGGCCCCAGAUGAGCGGCCGCCGCCGCGGCCGCCGUGGCCACCGCCGGGCCGGCGAGGCGCCCCCCGGGGCCUCCGCCCAGAAGGAGGAGGGUGACCAACUCCGGCGGGAGCUGGGCAGACUGGAAGCUGAACAGGCGGAUUUGAGGCUCCAGAUGGAGGCCCAGCGCCUGUGCCUCUCCCUGGUGCACUCCACCCACCUGGCCCAUGUCCGUGAGGCCAUGGAGAGCGAGAGGGAGCAAGCGCUUUCCGGCCUGAAGGAGGAACUGGCUUCUGCCCAUGCCCAAGAGCUCGAAGAGCUACAGGAAGCGCAUCGUCUGGAGCUCCGGACUUCCCCGGGGCGUGGGGCAGGCCGGGCGGUGGAGCGGCCGGAUGCGAUCCCUCCGUGGACGGGGGAUGCGGGGGCGGAUUCCCAGUUUCUUAUUGGCAAGCUUUGGGAGGCGGUGUCUGAGGAGUGCUCUUCCUUUACCCAGUCAUUCCUCGAUGGCCUCGGAGAACCAUCCGCCACCACUCCCCAGCGGGGCUUCCCGGAAGAAGAUGGUGGGGAGGCUCCGGACACCCUCACUCCCACGAGGGAAGAACCGGGUUCAGAAGUUCGGGCGCAUCGGGCUGAAGAUCUGCGAGCGGACCUGCGAGCGCUCGUCAGCAGGAUAUCCCAAGAGCACAGCCGGCUUCUGGAGCUUCAGGCCCGCUUGGCGAAGGGCGGCAAAGAGGUCGGAGAAUGGCCGGCUGGAGGCGCGGAAGCGGGGCGACGGCCAGAGGAGGGCGAGAGCCGUGUCUGCCGGGUGGACGACGCCGGCCCCCCGGCCCCUGCCCAGGCCCCCUUUCUGCCGGGCUGUCCCGUUGCCAUCGGAGACCUGGCGGCUGGGGCGUCUCUCUGGGAAGAACCGUCCGGGUUAGCUUCGUCACCGGGAGGAGAGCCCGCCGGAGAGACCGGGAGACCCGAGUCCUGUCCUCAGCCACCGUCGGGAGAUGCGUCGGCGGAGGGAGAGUCUAAUGUCCAGCACCGAUUGCGCCCCGUCUCCCCGCCGGACCCCGGGCGGGGGAACAGUGGUCCUGGGAGGCAGAUGCAGAGGCACGCGGACCUUCCGGUGAAGGUGGAUGUCGGAAGGGUCGUCCCCGAAGACGAACCAGACGCAGAUGUUGUCCGGCAGCUGGAACGGCGCUACCAGGAGAGGCUGGAGGAGGAAGUAGCCAAGGUGAUCGUGUCCAUGAGCGUCGCGUUCGCUCAGCAGAGCGAACGGGCCCGGCUGUCGGGGCUGAGGGAAGCCCACGCCCCGGGAAGGCGAACGCACGCACCCUUCCGGCCGGAGCAGAGCCUGGCCAGCGAAAUGGAACUCGCCGACGGUGAACCGGCACCGCCACCCUGGGGUGCCCACGUCUCCACCUUUCAAGAGGAAUUGAAGGCCCUUAGCCAAGGACUGAGCGAGGACGAGUCCCGGAAGAUUCUCGUGCUGGGAAGUGAACGUGGAGAUGGGGAACUCGAGCUGGAGGCCCGGGAGCUGGCUUGUGCAGGACGAGUCUUCCCCAGAGACCAAGACUUCGUUUUGAAAGACACGAUGCGGCACGACGUGCCAGAGGCGUCCCUGCAGCUGCGGCUGCACGAGGAGAAGCUGGAAGACCUGCGCCAGGAACUGGUACGCCAGUGCGAGGAGCACCAGCAAGUUACGGAGCGGCUGCGCCAGGCCCACAUGCGCCAGAUGGAAAGGCAGCGGGAAGACCAGGAGCAGCUCCAGGAGGAGAUCCACAGGCUGAACAGGCAGUUGGCCCAGAGUUCCUCAGUAGACACUGAAAACCUGGUUUCUGAGCGAGAGAGGGUGCUCUUAGAGGAGUUGGAAUCCUUAAAGCAGCGGGCUUUAGCUGGAAGAGAGCAGCUGUGCUUUCAGGUGCACAGCCGCAGUACACAGACCCAGCUUACACAGGAGGAACCCGACCUCUCUGAGGAAGCCCAGGAGCCCAUCCCCGGUGGGGAGGAGCGGGAGAGAAACGCGGAAGACGUGGCUCCCGACGGCCUGUCCGCAGAGAGACACGCCCUGCGUCAGGCCAACCGCCGGCUCCUGAAGGGACUGCUGGAGGUGGCGAAGACGACGGUCGCGGCGGAGGAGACCAUCGGCCGCCACGUCCUGGGACUGCUGAACCGGUCUGGAGGAGGCCCGCCAGCCGAGGGGCCCACGCCGCCCCGCCCCUGCGAGACCCACCCUGAAGGAGAGCCUGCGGCCCCCUUCUUGGAACGCGAGGGGCCGGGUCGCGCCCCCGGCCCGUGGACGGAGGCGCCCGGCGGAGGAGAGGACCUGUGUCAGCUGGUCCUGCGGAGCGGCUCGGCGGGCCCGGACGUGGGCCCCGAGAGCGAAGAGCUGGCCCUGAACGUCAGCUCCCGACUCCAGGCGGCCGUGGGAAAGCUGCUGGAUGCGAUCAACACCACCAGCGACCAGCUCGAGCAUGCCAGGGUGGCCCAGACGGAGCUGCUGCGCGAGUCGUCCCGCCAGACGCAGGAGGCCGCGGAGUUGCUGCGCUGCCAAGAAGAACUCCAGGAGCGGCUCCGGGAAGAGGGCAAGGCCAGGGAACAGCUGGCCGAGGAGCUCAGCAAAGCCGAGGGUGUCAUCGACAGCUACGCGGACGACAAGGCCCUCCUCGAGCGGGAGGUCCAGGAAAAGACGGACGCGAUCGGCCGGCUGGAGCAGGAGCUGCUGCGGGCAGGUAACAGGUUGCAGGAGUUGGAGGCUGAGAGGCAGCAGGUCCAGGAGGAGAAGGCUCUGCUCUCCCGGCAGAAGGAAGCCCUGAGCGCGGAGGCGGGCCCCGCCGAGCAGCGGCUGCUAGGUGCUGCAGUUCAUGCAGCUCUCCAAGCAGAGUUCCUUCAAGAGACAGAGAAACUGGCCAAGGAAAAGCUGGAUGUGCAGCGCCAGGCGGAGAAAGAGCGCGAUGACCUGCAGAAGCAAGUGAGGACGCUGGAGGUGGACGUGGAAGAGCAGGUCAGCCGCUUCCUUGAGCUGGAGCAGGAAAAGAAUGCCGAACUGGCGGACCUAAGGCAGCAGAACCAGGCCUUGGAGAAGCAGCUGGAGAAGACGCGCAAGUUCUUGGACGAACAGGCGGUUGAUCGAGAACACGAGAGAGAUGUGUUCCAACAAGAGAUCCAGAAGCUUGAGGAGCAGCUGAAGGCGGUCCCCAGAUUCCAGCCGGUCAGCGAGGAGCAAGCCCGAGAGGUGGAGCAGCUGACGGAGCAGCUGAAGGAGAAGACGGACCGAUGCAGCGAGGGGCUGCUGGCUGCGGAGCAGCUGCAGAGGGACCUGCAGGAGCGUGAUGACCAGCUGGACAGGCUGGGCUGCCGACUCAGGGAACUGGAGCAGGCCCUCGUCCUUGGUCCUCACGGCCGGCCCGAGGCGGAGGAGCAGCAGCGAGCCGGAGCCGCAGACGGGAAAGGAGAGCUGGCCCUGGAAGCCCAGCUGCAGGUGGAACGUGAGGCUGUGGACAGGAAGGAAAAGGAGAUAGCCAACUUGGAGGAGCAGCUGGAGCAGUUUCGGGAAGAACUGGAAAAUAAGAAUGAAGAAGUCCAGCAGCUGCACAUGCAGCUGGAGAUCCAGAAGAAGGAAUCCACCACCCGCCUGGCCGAGCUCCAGCUGGACAACCAGCUGUUUAAGGAGGAGCUGGGACGGCUGGGAUUGGCGGUCCAGGGCUCCGAAGGCACCGUGGCACCGGACCCUCAUCUCAUCGUUGGGAAAUUUGCCCGGAUCCUCCAGGAAAAGGAACUGGAAAUCCAGGAGCUGAACGAGCAGAUGGCCAAAUUGCAGCAGCAACUGGAAACUGCCGCAGAUAACAAGGUUAUUGAAGAGAAGAAUGAACUGCUCCGGGAGCUAGAGGCGCAGGUGGAACGCUUGAAGAGCGACCGGGAAUGGGUAAAGAAGAGGAGCCAGGAGGAGGUGGAACAGUUGAACGACGUGAUUGAGAAACUGCAGCAGGAACUGGCAGGCUUGGACCAGAAGGAGCCUGUCGGCGGGGCCCUCCCCCCGGGGGGUGCGGACAGCCUGAAGCGACAGCUAGAAGCCGCUCUGGCGGGGGACACCGAGGCCGUGGCCACGGGAGCCGCUGACACGGUGGCCCUGGAGCCCCGGGGGCAAGCUCCGGCCAAGGAGGUGGUCGUCUCUGGUCCGGGGCCCUGGGCCGGGGAGGCGCAGCGGGAGCAGGAACCCAGAGCCCCGGCGAGUGGUCCGGAGAUCUCCGGCGUGGGGCCGCAAGGGAGAGGUGCAGCGGGAAGCCCGUCCGGGCUCCAGCGGGGACAUUCUGAGGGCCUCGUGAGCCGGGGCCCCCAAGCCCUCGCCGAAGAGCGGCCAGAAGCUCCGGCGCCGGGUUGGACUCACUCCCAGCUGAAGGGCACAGGCGAGCAGGCCCCGGCCGAGACGACCUCGAGCCUCCCGGAGGCGCUGGGGCAGAGAGUGGAUGCCGAGAGCCAGGCGCCGCCCCGGCCUGCUCCGGAGCCCGCAGACCUCCAGCGGGUGGCCCUGGGGCUGCCUGGGUCCCUCUCGGGUCCAGCUGGGGAGACCGUCUCCAGUCUCGGCGCGUUGACCCUGAGGCUCGCCGAGCCGGAGGGUCAGCUGGCCGACGCGCAGUCCCGCUUGCUCCUGGAAAAGGAGCAGGUGGGAAUUGCAAAGAGGAGCGCUCCCGAGAAGGAAGCAGAUCUGCAGGAGCUGAAGACUCGCCCGGCGCAGAGCGCGGGGGAUGGCGUAGGGGCGGAGGACGGACAAGGGCCUCGUCAGGGGACUGCAGGAGGCCCCAAGGGCCACAUCGAGGAAGCUCAAGGGAAUAGAGCAAGCGAGUUGGUGGCCGAGCUGGUCCUGACUCGUGCCGAGCUCAUGGCUGCCAGAGAGCAACUGACCAGCUCCAGGCACCAGGUGGAAAAGCUCCAGGAAGAACUCGUGGGGAGAGAGUCCCAGGCAGCCACCCUGCAGGAGGAGCUGGAGCAGGCCCGGGGCCGCCUCGCGGGUGCGGAGGAGAAGCUCGCGGGCGCCCUGAGGCGGGAGGAAGAGCCGGCUGCCCUGGACGGCCGUCGGAGCCCCACGCCCCGUCUUGACCACUCACCGUCAGGACCCGCUGCCAAUGGCCAGGAGCCCGCGGCCCAAUCCCCGGGCCUGGAGGCGAGGCCCGGCGCGGAAAUUCAGGUGUCGGAAAAGGAGCGCACGAGCACCGUUCAGCUGCUGACGGAGGAGUGCGCCAACCUGAGGGUGCUGGGAGAGUGGCUGAAAGUUAAAGAGGGAGUAUCGGUUCCUGGGGUGGCCCCGUCCGACUCUUCCCAGACCAGAGGACCGGGCUCCAGUGAUUCUGGGUCGGACUGGAGUCGAGGAAUCUGUCUCGCUCAGAGUCAGGGAUUCGAUACCGCCUCGGAAGGCCCGGGAGAAGAAGCCGACGGCUCGGCGGACUCUUUUCCGAAGAAGAUAAAGGGGCUGCUGAGGGCGGUCCACGAGGAGGGCGUCCACGUCCUCUCGCUCACGGAGCCCCCCUUCCCGGACACCGACCCUCCGGCCGCGGAGCGGGCCCCCGGGCCCUGGCGGGAGGAACGGGACGCCUAUCUCAGCACCAUCUCCUCCCUGCGGGCUCUCAUCGCCACCAUGCGAGAACCUGAGCCCCUUGAGGUGCGCGAGAGCCCCCAGGCUCCAGCGAGCGCGCCAGACUGGAGGAGCGAGCUGCUCAGAGCCCUCCAAGACACCUUUCUCCAGGAAUGGGGGCUGCUGCUCGCGGCCCUGCGGACGGAGCUGGCGGUCCGAGGGGCCGAGGAUGCCCGGGGGUCGCUGGACCAGCUGGAGCGGAGGCUGCAAGAGCAGGGCCGGGUGCAGGCAGCCGCUCUGGACGGGCUCCUGGCUGCCGACCGCAGGAGUCUGCUGAUGGAAGUCCGCAGUCUCCGGGAUCAGACGGGCCGGAGCGGCCGGACCGCGGAGAGGGACGCCGGAAGUGGUCUCCCGAGGCCCGGGUCGCCUGGAGGAUGUGGGGAGGCCGGAGCGGGUGCGCCAUGGGAGAGGGUGGACGUCGCCGAGCUGAAGAGCCAGCUCGCGCAGGUUCGGCUGGAGCUGGCCGCGGCCCUGCAGGCCCGACACCGGCAGGCUCAGGAGCUGGAGGCCCUCAGGGCGGAGCUCCGAGGGAAGAAGGACGAGGUGGACGCGGCGAACGAUUCGUUGGCCGCCGAGCAGAGGAAGGGCCGGGAGCUGCGGUGGGCCCUGGAGAAGGCCGAGGCCCAGGCGGCUCGCAGCCAGGACAGGGGCAGAGAAGAACUGGAGGACCUGCGGCUGUCGCUUGAGGACCAGGCGCAGAGGAACGUUGAGCUGAGCCGUCUCGUCGCCCAGCAGCGGCAGCAGCUGAGCGACCUGCGGGAGAAGACGGAGUCGCGGGAAACCCUGCACGCCGCCCAGCUGUCCGCGGAGCGGGGCUGGAGUGCCGAGCUCCAGCGGCUCCUGGACUCGGAGAAGGCCCGGGAGCCCGAGGGGAGCGCGGUGGCGGAGCAGGGCGGCACGCACGCCCCGCCGCCGGCCCGGGACGGGGAGGCGGCGGAAGAGGCGGCGGCCGAGCUGCGGAGGCAGGUGCAGGAGCAGCAGCGGCGGCUGGCGGAGCUGGUGCGGGAGGCGGAGGCGUCCAGGCUGGAGUCUCUGCGGGCCGGGCAGCAGCUGGAGCGGGAGCGCCAGGCACAGGGGGCCGCCCUGCGGGCCGCCCAGGAGGCCCAGGCGCAGGGGCGGCAGCGGCUGCAGGCGUCGCAGGCCCGACUGGAAGAGCUGCAGGCGCAGCUGGACGGGAGGACCCAGCAGGUGCGCAGCCUAGAGCGCGAGUGCCGCCGGUCGCAGGGAAUCGUGCAGGACCUGCGGAACCAGCUGCGAGCCCGAGAAGGGAAGGGGGGGGCCGGGCGAGCCCCUGACCCGAUGCUCAGCGAAGAGCAGGCUCCCUGGGACCUCCCCAGCGACAGAACGAGGAACUGGGUGCUCCAGCAGAAGACGGACAGGGUGGGCGUCAACGGGGAAGAUGGCGGGGCCGGAGAGUGUCGGGGGCCGGUGCAGCAGACCCUGCAGCACGUGGCUUCGCGGCUCGAACGCCUGGCUCAGAAAGCCUCCAGCAGGCUGCCCUUCGACACGGAGGACGACGAGGAUUUUGCCUGGCUGCAGAGAGACGUCGACGGCGUCAUCUUCCGACUGCUGAAGUGGCCCGGGCCUGCGCAGCCCGGGGAGGAGCUCCCCGCGGGGACCCCGGGCGGCCCGGGGUCGGCGCUGACGGAGAGGCUGCUGAGACAGAGCGCGGAGCUGACCGGGCACGUCAGCCGGCUGACCGCCGAGAAGAACGACUUGCGCCACGCCAUCCUGAAGCUGGAGGAGGAGGUCAGAUGGUAUCGGCAGAGAGGAUCCUGGGGCGGCGACGACGACCCCGGCGGUCCUCACCUGGCCGGAGUCGCCGCCCGCCCCGAUGCCCUUCCCGCCUGUGAGCGCCAGGCCUGGAGCCGGGAGAAGGCAGCGCUGCAGCGGGCCCUGAGGCGGGCACAGGCCGAACUGGGCAGGCUCAAGGCGGAACUGAGGAACGAAACCCUGCUGCGGGACCUCGGCCUCGGCCUGGAUCCGGACAGCGCCGUCCUGAAGAGGAUGUACAGCCGGUUCCUGCGGGCCGAGGGUUACCGAAAGGCCCUGGUCUACCAGAAGAAAUACCUGCUGCUCCUCCUGGGAGGCUUCCAGGCGUGUGAGGAAGCCACCCUGGUCCUCAUCUCCCGCAUGGCGGGGCAGCCGGCCCCUGCGGCCCCGGAACCCGGCCCGCCGCCACCCCCGGCCCUCACCAGGUUCCGCUCGGCCGCCCGGGUGUCGGUUGCGAUCUCCAGGAUGCGGUUCCUGGUUCGCCGGUGGCAACGGCUGGCAGGAUCUGGCCCCACCGUCGCCAUCAGGGACGGCCCCGGGUCCGGCUCAGGACCGUGGCCGGAGCUCGGGGUGGAACGCACGUGCCUGCCCCCGGCCGGGCUUCUGGAGCUGUUGGUGGAGCAGAGAGCCGCCGCCGCCGCCGCCCCGUACCGCUACAGGGCGGAUGGGGACCGCCCUCACUCUGCCGGGCCCUCCCCUCACAGGUUCCCCGCCGACCUCGGCCCCGCCUCGCUAGCCUGUUCCCAGCUGCAGAAUUACGAUCCCGACCGGGCGCUGACCGACUACAUCGGCCGGCUCGAGGCCCUGCAGAGGCGGCUCGGGAGCGCCCAGCCAGGGUCUUCCGCCGUCCACGCCGGGGGGAGGAGAUGAUGGCCGAGCCCUCCCCCCGCGGCGGCCGGAUCGGAGCCCGCGGGGAAGUGUCGCCUUUCGUACGCUUGUGCCGCCUCCGUCCGUCCAUCUGUGCUUCCGUGACGUGUAGAUGCCGGGCCCGACACCGCACGUAGGCCGAGCGGGAGGGAGUGGCGGCUCCCCGGCAGUGGCCGUCGCGCUCCGCGCCGCCCCCCCCCCGA
Ornithorhynchus anatinus (platypus) is the source of this 11487-nucleotide messenger RNA. RefSeq names its product A-kinase anchoring protein 9 (gene AKAP9). Bases 29 to 11287 code for a protein of 3752 amino acids. Gene Ontology annotation, biological process: signal transduction; positive regulation of peptidyl-serine phosphorylation; maintenance of centrosome location. Gene Ontology annotation, molecular function: molecular adaptor activity; protein kinase A regulatory subunit binding; potassium channel regulator activity. The transcript is spliced from 51 exons. The record is from RefSeq and is a predicted model, not a curated record. Gene Ontology annotation, cellular component: synaptic membrane; Golgi stack; centrosome. NCBI's taxonomy places the organism in Eukaryota, Metazoa, Chordata, Mammalia, Monotremata, Ornithorhynchidae.